This is a messenger RNA of Oppia nitens, 2221 nucleotides long. Its product is annotated as ABC transporter G family member 23-like. Gene Ontology annotation, molecular function: ATP hydrolysis activity; ABC-type transporter activity; ATP binding. The transcript has 9 exons. The record is from RefSeq and is a predicted model, not a curated record. The coding region runs from base 38 to 2221 and encodes 727 amino acids. NCBI's taxonomy places the organism in Eukaryota, Metazoa, Arthropoda, Arachnida, Sarcoptiformes, Oppiidae. Gene Ontology annotation, cellular component: membrane.
UAUAACAUCAUUUCUAUAAGAGGUUAAUGUUUUCAUAAUGUCGACUAACAUUCCUACAAAUACUACAGAAUCGCCGACAAAAUUGCCAAUAAAUGACAACAAACAAGAAAGAGGUGAUCAUAAGGUUAUAACUCAGAGCACAGAAUUGAAGGAUAAGUUGAAUGAACUCAACUUAAAUGAUUUGGCCAUUGAAUUGAAAAAUCUUAAGUUUACUUAUAAUAAAUCAAAAACUGGAUAUUUAUUGAAUGAUAUUAACCUAACUUUCCCCAGAAGUGCUAUAUAUGGAUUUAUAGGUCCCAGUGGUUGUGGAAAGACUACAAUAAUUAGAUUAAUUGUCGGACGACUAAAACCAAAUGACGGAACCAUUACUAUAAAUGGCAAACCAAUGACUGAUCCUUUAAACAAAAUACCCGGCGUUGGUAUCGGAUAUAUGCCACAGGAUUAUUCGUUAUAUGAAGAAUUCACAAUAAUGGAAACAUUCAAUUAUUAUUCAAAAAUCUAUGGAUUGACUGAAAGUUAUAAAAACAAAAGAAUUAAGUUUUUAAUCAAAUUUCUUGAACUCUCGGAUCCAAAUGGUUUGAUUCGAGAUCUUAGCGGAGGUCAGAAGAGAUGUACAUCAUUAGCCAUUGCUAUCAUUCAUAGUCCACCACUUCUUAUACUCGAUGAACCAACAGUUGGUGUCGAUCCCAUACUUAGGGAGAGAGUUUGGCAGCAUUUGGUUUAUUUGUCAAGCGUUGAGAAGACAUCAAUCCUGAUAACCACUUAUAACAUUGAAGAGUGUAUGAGAGCACACAUCAUAUCAUUGAUGAGAAGCGGAAAACUGUUGGUCGAGAACUCGCCGUCAACUUUACUCAAACACUUUAAAACUGAUACUUUAGAGGAUGUCUUUCUUCAAGUUUGCAAAUUUGAAGAACAACCUAACAGUCCGGCUUCAAUGCCUCCCACUAUAGCUCAAGUAAAGGCAACCAAACCCAUGAAGACAACAGUAGAUAAUAAAAACAAUAUUAAUGCCAUAAUUGCAAAGUCUGAGUCAAAGUUCACAAAACGAUUUCAAGCAUUGGUUCACAAAAACCUUAUGAGACUUUGGAGACAAAAAUUUUUGUCAUUUGUUAUAAUAAUCUUACCGAUGAUCAUAAUAUCAUUGUUUUGCAUUUGUAUUGGAAAAAUGCCGUCGAGAAUAAAGAUCGCUGUUUUCAAUGAAGAAUCAAAAGAUGGUUUAAGUGAUAAAUUUCUUAACAAAAUCGAUAAACAAAUAUUGAAUUUAAAAUUGUAUUCAUCGACACAACAGGCAAUCGAAACGGUCAGAAACGGCAAAACAUUUGGUGCACUUCUUAUACCGAAAAACUUUUCUAUUGCUUUGAAAACUAGAAUUACCGCCAAAGGGUUAGUCGUCUCGGAUCAGACACUCAGUGACAGUACUAUUAAAUUUAUGGGAGAUUUAACAGAAUUAAUAAUAUAUCAAACCGUAUUCAAAGCUUUACUCGAGGCUGAGAUAACCUUUGAAAUCCAAAUGAUUAGUGAUUUAGGAAAGCAAUCAAAUGUUUCACAAAAGCCUAAUUUUCGGGCAAUAAUGCCAAUCAUUGAGUUUGUUGAUCCACCCAUUUAUGGCUCAAUGAAGCCGUCAAUGCGUAACUUUGCGGCCCCGGGUUUCAUAAUACUUAUUAUAUAUUCACUUUCUAUGACUUUAACGGCCCUUAAUGWGGUCGCCGAAAGAAAACUAGGAUUAUUGGACAGAACUCUUAUAGCAGGCAUUAAAUCAUCGGAAAUAUUAAUGGCAGAGAUUUGUGUCCAACAGAUUGUUUUGUUUCUUCAAAUCAUUCUUCUGUUUAUUGCAUUGUUUCUAAUUUUUCACAUCAAAAAUGACGGAUCGGUUAUACUUGUCUUUAUAAUGACUAUACUUCAGGGUAUCUGUGGAAUGACUUUUGGUUUAUUCAUAUCAGGGAUGAGGAAUAGUGAAGAUCAGACACUAUUUCUAUGUAUAGGAUGUGUUGUCCCAUAUUUGGUCAUAUCUGGCAUAUUAUGGCCACUGGAAGGCAUGCACUUUAUAUUACAAAUCUUAUCAAAGUUAACGCCACAAACUCUUCCGAUUCAGUCUUUAAGAAACAUUAUGCUUAAGGGUUGGGACUUCAGCUAUACAUUAGUUUGGAUUGGAUUUAUUAGUACCAUCUUCUGGAUCAUUGUCUUUGCAGUUUUAGCCACAAUAUUCAGUUCUUUUAAAUAA